Messenger RNA from Dendronephthya gigantea, 4186 nucleotides. RefSeq names its product kelch-like protein 8. Gene Ontology annotation, molecular function: protein binding. The transcript has a single exon. Lineage: Eukaryota; Metazoa; Cnidaria; Anthozoa; Malacalcyonacea; Nephtheidae. The record is from RefSeq and is a predicted model, not a curated record. The coding region runs from base 1439 to 3286 and encodes 615 amino acids.
UGGGAAAGAAACCUCAUAUAAUACUAUAAGCUUUUCGGGAGACAGGAUUUUGUUUUCAUACUGCGUACGUUGUUGCGGUGACGCGGGUUUUCCCUGCAGAUAAGAUACAAAAUGAUAAUUAUUGUGAGAGAAAAAGCAAUAUGGCCAAGGUCAUAUUAGAGAGAUGCGUGGUGUGACGGGAAUCGUGCGGCACUGUAUAUUGCUUAGCCUUGCGCGUUGUCGUUGAAGUAUUGCUUCGCCUACGGAAAAAAAAGUCCUUUGUUUUCGACAUGGUCAAUCGCAUUUGGAGGGGAACUGAAGAGACUCACAAAGAGCACUUGAGGUUUCCUUGUUUUGACGGAAAAUUAUUUCUAGAAUUGCGUCAUGAUCCUGUGAACGGACAGACGACGAUGUAAGUUCUAUGUCGUCCGCCAAUUUUUUUUUAAUCAUUUUAGUUCCAAAUUGUUCACGUGAACAUGAACUGAUUUACACGUGAUGAUGAUGAUUAGGUGGAUUUAAUUAUUGAUCGUUAUAUUACUUAUAUACUUCUAAUCAUUGAAUUUUUUCCCUUCUAAUUGGAAAUAAUGUUACAAUGUGACCAACGAUAAUAAUAAGAACUAAUAAGAACUCGAUAUCGCUCGUUUUCUUGAGGACAAAUUUUGGUGAUAUCAGUGAACCCACGUGUCGAGCACAUGGACACUUCAUGGACACUUCAUGGACUCUACGAGACCAUUAUCUCUCUGUGCUUAUCAACAUAUCACUAGGCGUCUCGUAAAAAAAACUCGAAACCGCCUGUUCCUUAUUUCAUAUGAUUAAACCCUCGUUGUACUUGACAACUACCGCAGUUCAUAUCUAUGCACGUCUGUGUUACAUCACACAAUCACGCAAUUUUCUGACCUUGACUGGCUUGACAGCUAUCGUGCAAACAUUUAAUUUUCUCACUCAAUAUAAUAUGCGAGUGUUUAUCGUCACACAAAAAUAGAGAGAUGUCUAUCGGAUUCAAUAGUGUAUCUGUCAUUUGCUUCAUUUGCAUACAAUCAACUUAGAUUGCCCGAAAGAGAGAUUGACGUGAGUCGUUAAAACCACAAGCCCUGGUACCAGUUAACUUUGAAGUUGGACAAGCGAUUUGCGUAAACUCUUACUAGAUUAGCAUUGUGUUGUUAUUCUAUCGGUGAAUGAAGUUAACGGCAUAUAUCCGACGUAAAAAUCAAGUAAGAAUUUCCUAUAGAGUAUGCGGCCUCUUUGUCUAUAUAGGCUUUGGAGUUAGAAUCUGGGCGGUGCCAAAAUAUGCGCUGUGUGUGUGUUUUGUUCAAAUGCGCAUCAGCUGUUUUCAUCACUAUUUCCGGUAUUGAAUAUAUUUGAGGAGCUCCCCUGAGCCCAAAGCAAAAAAAUUAUUUUGGUGUUCAGUGUCAAUUGCGUCGUCGCCUUUCUCGAUCGUCUCGACGUAUUUGGACAAGCGAUGAUUGAGUUUGAUGGUUUGGGCGACAGCGCAGUUAGCUCCGCGUAUUCAAUGGAAAGCAUUGAACGAGACGAAUAUUUGGAAAGCGUUGCUUCGACCAGCGAAAAAUUGGGCAAGAAAAUGCUGCAUCAGCUGAACGAAUAUCGUCAAAAUGGAACGCUUUGCGACGCGAAAUUGCGUUUAGAAAACAAGGAAUUCGAUGUCCACAAAGUCGUACUGUCCUCGAGUUGUCCGUAUUUCCAAAGCCUUUUCACCACGAACAUGAAAGAGCGAAAUCAAAGUGUGAUAGACUUGAAAUGUCCUGUCGAUUUAGCCGACGGUAUGAAUGAUUUUCUAACUUUUUUAUACACAACAAAGGUGGAAUUGAACGAGGCGAAUGUUGAAGCUUUGAUCGUCGCCGCGGACUACUUCAAUGUUGCAGAGUUAAAAGAACUCGGUUGUGGGUUUUUGCAACAGAAUGUUAACCUUUCGAACGGAAUUGCAUUGCACGAUUUUGCUGGAAGAUAUCAUUGCGAGCCUUUACGUGAAAUAACUCGGGAUUUUUUAAUUGAGAAUUUUACUGCAAUUUCGCAAAGAGAGGAGUACUUGGAAACCGAACCAGCGCAGUUGGUAGAAAUAGUUUCAAACGAUGAGUUGGUCCUGUUUGCCGAAGAAGAACUCUACGAAGGGAUAGUACGAUGGACGAAGCAUGAUUUGACGAACCGUUUAGGAUUUUUCCCUGAGUUGUUCUCCCAGGUUAGACUUCAAGAUGUAAGCAAGACUUACCUUGCCGAGACCAUUGCUAAAGAGAAAUUGGUGACAGACGAUCCAAUUUGUUCUGAUCUUUUGAUGCGAACUUUAUUGGAAUGCUAUGUUAUUGAAGAUACAAAGAGCAUGCAUCCUUCUCGCUUCUACGACUGUGUGUUUGUGAAUGGAGGGCGAGUGCCCUCUGGAGCUACAGCAUCAUCUUACCUCUAUGUUCCUUCUCAGAACACAUGGUUCAAAGUUCCUUCAAUGGGCAUAGUGAGGUACAGCCAUGGUGUGGCUACCAUGCAAGAUGAUGUCUUUGUGCUGGGGGGAUACUCCAAGUCUGGAUUUACGGCUGAGGUGGAAAAAUUCAAUGUUAAAAUGAGGAAAUGGUCAACCAUCCAACCUUUACCAACCCCAACAAAGGGGAUGGCUGUAGCUGCUGUUGGUGAUUCGCUUUAUGUUGCUGGUGGAAUAGUUGAAAAUGGUAUCCGACUUGGUAUCCUGAAGCGAUAUGACCUUAAGACAGGACGCUGGGAGGAGAAGGCACCUUUGCAUGUUUCACGGAGUGGUGCGAGUCUUGUCAAUGUCGGCGACGCCCUGUAUGCUAUUGGUGGAAAGGCAAGUGAUAACCAGAUGUUAUCAUCCAUGGAGCGUUACUCGAUUGAGAAUGAUACCUGGGAGACCAUGAAUGAGAUGUCAAACAAGAGAGCUUAUGCUGUUGCUGCAUCUGUUGGCAAUGGCAACAUUCUUGUGGUUGGUGGCAUCAAUGAAGCUGGUGAGGUUGACACAAUUGAUCAUCAUCAUGUGAUUGUCGUUCGAAUGUACCUACAAAGCUGCGAGAUGUACAACUCUGCUGCCAGUGUCUGGUUCCCUGUUGCAGAUCUUAGUGUCCCACGAGCCUUCGCUGGCAUUGCCGUUAACGGUGAGAAAGUUUAUGUCUUUGGUGGGGAAGGUACUGCUACAAGAUACCACAAUAGUGUUGAGUGUUAUGAUUGUGCAAGUAACAAGUGGGAAGUUGUAUCGUACAUGCCAGAACCAAAGAAAUUCUUACAAUGUUGCAAGCUCAUGUUGCCACGAGGAAUGUUCCGAAACCUCCCAAAUGUAAGUCCAAGCAAUUGACACAGUGUGAAUGCGUGUUGAUGUCCACUUGACCAAGACAUUGAUUUGAAGUGAAGGAAAAUUAUUGGGAAUGUUUUACAUGAAUUUGUUGAAUAAGCCUUUGUUUCCAGCUAUGUCCAUUACAUUCUCAGAUAAUAAUUAAUAACUUAUGCUUUUUAUUCAUAACAAAUUUUUGGGAAUACGUACAAGUAAUUGAACACAAUAAACAAGUAAUUGCAAUUAUUAUAAAACAGAUUUAGUUAGGAAUUUUUUGAUCCAACUAUAUUUCUAUAUGAUUUGUAAAAGUUGGGUUUAGUGGAUCAGCUUGAAAUUGUUUUUCUAAGCAUCAAAUUGUAAACCUUAAUCAGAAAAACCAAUCACAAAGCACUUUAAAUUAGGCAGGUCCUUACAUGAAAAAUGAGCUGAACGUUUGCACAAUUUAAAUUAGGAUUACUUCAUAAAAGAAUGAUUGACAGUACAAUGCAAAGACAUUUGACAUAGUCAGCUUUAAUAAAGCAGGUGAUAAGGUUAUAGCAAAUAUAUAUAUAAAUAAUUGGGUGUAAUUUGUAAAACUGGGGAAUACCAAAUAGGAGUACACAUUGUAUGAACUUAUAAAAGGAAUAAAGUAUUUUUAAUUGGUUUGUGAAGCACUGUUGAUUUUAAUCAAUUUUUCAAUAACAUUGAUAGUGGAUAACAUUAAAAACUAACUUGCAUUAGGUAAAGAAAAGCAUCCACAUAUAUCAUGUUAUGGGAAAGUUCAUUAUCCAUCAACAGUAUGAUAAUAUAUAUCUUACGACAAGUAUAUUUGUAAUUUAGUGUGUAGCAAUAGCCUGUAAAAACAUAUUUGUAGAGCCUUUGGACUGAAGGAUUGUAUAGACGACAUUAAGAAUAAGGGUUAUUUUGUAGAAAUGUAGAUAGACU